Psylliodes chrysocephalus is the source of this 366-nucleotide messenger RNA. The record is from the annotation of a GenBank genome assembly. NCBI's taxonomy places the organism in Eukaryota, Metazoa, Arthropoda, Insecta, Coleoptera, Chrysomelidae.
AUGGGCUUAAUUAAUUUCAAAGCUAAUGUCGAGUUUCCCUCUGGUUGGGAUGAUCACGUUCGUAAUGCCCGCGUUAAAACAAGCCCUUUUAAAGUGAUUAGCUGUGAAGACCAAAAGAUUUUUCGAAGCUGGACUGAUCAUCUGAAAAGUUAUUACAUCCUGAAGUGUCCCUUUGAAAGUCGCCCAAUAAGGGAAUUACUAAUAAAAAAAGAAGAACCCAGAAUAAUCGAUCAUCGCGGCUCUUACAAUGGAGGAUUCAUCUCAAGUGUUGUAGUAUUAACAAAGAAAAAACAGGCCACGUUCAAAAAAGGGAAACAAGUUAGAAAUAAAUCAAAAAAUGGAGGCAAUGCAGCCCCUGCAUUUUAG